Molecule: messenger RNA, 1731 nt
Organism: Amoebophrya sp. A25
Lineage: Eukaryota; Dinophyceae; Syndiniales; Amoebophryaceae
Source: the annotation of a GenBank genome assembly
GUAACUCAGUACUAUUUUCACCUAGGCAAAUAAGGCAAGAAGAAAAUAUUGAGCGAAAAGUCUAGAAGCAGCAGACAACACUUUAGAACCAGCAUACAACACUUUAGAAGCAACAUACUUGUAACAACAACAAGCUCUUCCUGAAUAUUGUUUACCCAUCCAUCAUUGUUCUUAUCCUGCAAAUCUUCUGAAGUAGAUUUAAUUUAUUUGUUCUCCAUUUUCAAAACUACAAAAUGGCGAACAACACCAAUAGCGACGUGCCCAUGAAGGCUGAAGACGACCCGUUUGCGGAGUUCCUCGAUAUGGAUUUGUCGGCUCACACUGCUGGUAGUUCUGGUGCAGGUCUGGAGACCACAAGACAGGCUGAGGUUGGGGCUUCGUCUCCAUCUGCUUCAUCUUCAUCCUCGUCUGCGUCUUCUGGCACAGCAGCGUCUACAUCUGCAAAGGGCUCAUCAACAUCUCCUUCUUCUGAUGUAAACGACGUAAAGAAGGUUCCUGAAGCUGCUCAGCAGAAGGAGAAGCAACUACCUACUUCUGGGAGUAAGCGACCAGAGCCAAGCAGCAACGAUGACGGAACCCUUCCCACCGUCGUCAUCAACGUCGGCAUGGCGGGUAGCGGCAAAAGCACGUUGAUGCAUCGCAUGUACUUGGAGUUGCUGGCGCAGAAAAAACGGGUCUACAUGAUCAACCUGGAUCCUGCAGUGAGGGAUGUCAAGUACCCGAGACACAUCGACAUCCGCGACACCAUCGACUACAAGGGCGUCAUGAGCGAGUACGGCCAUGGCCCCAACGGCGCGAUCAUGACCAGCUUGGGUCUCUUUGCGAUGAAGUUCGACCAAGUUUUAGGCUUGCUCGAGAAACGCGCCAAGGAUUUCGACUACGUGCUGAUCGAUACGCCAGGACAGAUCGAAGUGUUUGGUUGGAGUGCCAGUGGACAGAUCAUCGCAGAUACAUUGUCGACGGGUUAUCCGACCGUGAUCAACUACGUUUUGGAUAGUGCACGUUGCACACGACCCGUGACGUUCAUGAGCAACAUGUUGUAUGCUUGUUCGAUCUUGUACAAAUUCCAGCUGCCCUUUGUGCUCUCCUUCAACAAGUGCGACGUGCUGAAUUGUUCCUUCGUCCGCGACCUCUGGUUCAAAGACCAAAGAGCAUUUCUAGAGGCUCUAGGAAAGGAGGAAAAAACCUAUCUAGGCUCGCUGUCCCGGUCCAUGUCACACGUUCUCGAAGAGUUCUACACGAAUUUGACUAGUUGCAACGUUUCCGCGCACACGGGGGAAGGCGUCUCCACGUCUCUGCUCUCCGAAUCGUUGCCUUUGGCGAGAAAAGAGUACUACGACCUCUACUUGACGUACUUGAAAGACCGGGCAGCCUACGUGUCGAAGAAACGGGAUGAAGAAGCGGCGGAAAAAAUGAAGACCUUUGAGGAAAAGAUGAAGGUGACAAAGAACAACUGAGUCAUGAAGGACAAUUGAACAUGCUUAAGCUACUAGUUCUUAAUCCUAUUACUUGGACAAAAAUGUUCGCGAUCAUGUUCUUGUUCUAUGAAGCAUCCACUCGAAGAUGGACACACCAGGGCUCCAACAUGGUAUAAUAUAAGGUGAGAGACUGUAAUCUUUCAUCGUAUUGGUGCCAACCUGGCAUACGUGCUUAAUGUAGACAAGUAAAAACGUGCUUAAUGCGGUGGCGAAUUUUUUUCGACAAUCUAGUUCUAGAAAAGCAGAAGCAGAC